AUGCAUUUUCCGGAGAAAUCAGUUCUUCUGGAAUGGACCAGCCUAUGCAGCUCUCUUCGGGUAUUCAAACAGAUACAGACUCAUUUGAUUUCUCGUGAUCUUCUUCGUGAUGACAUUUUCGUCAACAAAGUCGUGGCCUUUCUGGGAAAAUCCGCCGAUUUCGCAUCCUACAGUUGUCUAAUUCUCCACAAAACCCGUCCUGCGUUGAGCUCGUUUCCAUACAACACGCUCUUAUCAAGCUACGCAGUCUGCGAUAAACCAAGAGCGACGAUUCUCGUUUACCGAGCAUUUGUGAGAAACGGGUUUUCGCCGGACAUGUUUACGUUUCCUCCGGUUUUCAAGGCUUGUGGGAAGUUUUCAGGGAUCGGAGAAGGGAAACAGUAUCAUAGCACUGUCACGAGGAUGGGUUUCUCCGAUGACAUGUACGUGCAAAACUCGCUUGUUCAUUUCUACGGCGUGUGCGGAGAUUCGAAGAGUGCAUGCAAAGUGUUCGAUCAAAUGCCUGUGAGAGAUGUUAUUUCUUGGACUGGCAUUAUAUCUGGCUUCUCCAGGAUUGGAUUGUACAAGGAAGCUUUGGGUAUGUUUUCGAAGAUGGACGUUGAGGCGAAUUUAGCUACGUAUGUUUGUGCGUUGGUCGCGAGUGGGCGUGUAGGGUGUUUAAGUUUAGGGAGAGGACUCCAUGGAUUGAUGUUGAAAAAGGCAGCUUUGUUCAGCUUAGAGAGUGGUAACGCUCUUAUAGAUAUGUACGUGAAAUGUGAGCAGCUGUGCGAUGCGAAGAGGAUCUUUGAUGAGUUGCAGAAGAAAGAUAAAGUUUCUUGGAAUAGUAUGAUUAGUGGGUUGGUUCAGUGUAAAAGGUCUAACGAGGCGAUCGAAUUGUUUUCUCUGAUGCAAUCGUCUUCGAGUGUAAAGCCAGAUGGGCAUAUACUUACGAGUGUGCUCUCUGCUUGUGCUAACUUAGGAGCUGUGGAUUAUGGAAGAUGGGUCCAUGAGUAUGUUGUAAGCUCUGGAAUAGAAUGGGAUACGCAUAUUGGAACCGCGGUUGUCGAUAUGUAUGCGAAAUGUGGCUACAUCGAAACAGCUUUGGAGAUCUUCAACGGAAUCAGAAGUAAGAAUGUGUAUACUUGGAAUGCUCUGUUAGGUGGUUUAGCUAUCCAUGGACAUGGACAUGAAUCACUCAGAUGUUUUGAAGAAAUGGUUAAGCUUGGGUUUAAGCCGAACGAGGUAACGUUUCUUGCGGUUUUAAACGCUUGUUGCCACACGGGUUUAGUCGAUGAAGGGAGAAGAUAUUUCCUCAAGAUGAAGAACAGAGAGUAUAAUCUAUCUCCAAAGAUAGAGCAUUAUGGAUGUUUAGUUGAUUUGCUUUGUAGAGCUGGAUUGUUAGAUGAAGCGUUGGACCUUGUUAAAACGAUGCCGGUUAAACCGGAUGUGCUUAUAUGUGGAGCUAUUCUCAGUGCUUGUAAGAGUAAAGGGACGUUAAUGGAGCUUCCUAGAGAGAUAUUAGAUAGUUUCUUAGAGAUGGAGUUUGAAGAUAGUGGUGUUUAUGUGUUGAUGUCUAAUAUUUUUGCUGCUAAUAGAAGAUGGGAUGAUGUUGCUAAGAUUAGGAAGUUGAUGAAGGUUAAAGGUAUCUCAAAGAUUCCGGGAUCAAGUGCUGUAGAAGUUAAUUAA
Messenger RNA from Microthlaspi erraticum, 1665 nucleotides. Lineage: Eukaryota; Viridiplantae; Streptophyta; Magnoliopsida; Brassicales; Brassicaceae. The record is from the annotation of a GenBank genome assembly.